AUGAAACUCCCACUGACACUUCUCGGAUUGAGUGCCGGGAUUGUCUCUGCUUCUCCACUAGAGAAAUGGUCAUCCAGAUUCCAUGCGUCCCCGUACGCGGUGGAUAUGUUCAAUACUGCCAUUGAAUGGAAUGACGGAUACUGGGACGACGAGGCUGGCUAUCUCAUCAGCGCUGCCAGUAGUCCUGGACGCUAUGAUAGUCGACACACAGCCUGGUAUGCACCUCAAUUGCUAGCCAGAAACGGACCGGGUGAUGUUGAAAAAGCCAUUCGUAUCUUUGACAAUGUCAUCUCUGGUCAAUAUCUUGAUCCGUCGAAGCAGUGGUAUGGAGACUAUCAACAAGCGCCUUCGGAGCCUCAGCCUGGGACGUUGGUAUACCCCGAUGAAGGUCCAUACAGCUCGUGGGAUCCAAACAUUCGCGUCUUCGUUGGCUGUUCCUGGAUUGUGGCCUUAAAUGAUUACGGCCACCUACUUCCCCGAGCGACAGUUGCCAAGGUGGAACAGUCCUUGCACAUCGCAGCCAAGGGCGAUCUCUACCGUGUCGGAGGAAUUGACGGCGACAAUUCAUACCCCUGUUACUCCAAUCCCUGGUUGAUGCGAACCAUUUUCCACAACUGGGUUGGAGCCCGAGUCGGCGAUGCAAACUUGACCCAGUCUGGUGAAAUGUUCGCAGAGGAAAUUUACGAUCUCUGGAGUAUGCACCGCACAUUGUCUGAAUUCAAUUCUCCCACCUACGCUGGCGUCGCUAUGUGGGCUCUGGCUCUCUGGAACCAGUACGCGACCAAGGGCAGCUCGUUGAAGAAGUAUGGACCGGAGAUGCUCAAGGCCAGUUGGAACGAACUCGCUCAGCUCUAUAAUGCAAACCUGAAGAAUCUUGCUGGUCCUUGGGAUCGCUCAUACGGCUACGAUAUGAAAGAGUACGCUUCUCUUGUUGGCGCCGUGAUUUGGGGUGUUAUUGGCCGCAAAAAUGCACCCGUUCCUCAGCAGAAUCUGGGCAUGUUCCAUCAAGAUGAUCUUGCUUUUUACCCGCUCUUCGCCCUGUCGAUGCCUACAAUGGUGAAGACUCUGCCUGCAAAGGCAAAGGCGAGCUUGCUCAAAUUCCAGGGCGAGCAUAUGUUUACUUCGCAGGCUUACUCGCCGCCCUUUGAUACUUAUCCUCGCAAUAUCUCUGCUUGGAUGUCCAAGGAUGUCACAAUUGGCGCUGAAACUAUUGCCGAGAAAGUCGUCGGCGGUCCCGCUAAGAACCCCGGUCAAUUCAGUCCUGCUGUCAUUCAGUGGGCUAUUGAUGAGCAGAAAAUUGGCUGCAUUUCACACUGGGUCACAGAGGCAUCUAUUCAUGCCGUGGCCGCCCCUGGGUCUUUGCAUAUCUCAUACCCAAAUGCGACAUCUGCACACGGUCCGAUUUCUUUCAAUUUCUUGUUCAGUGGCCUCACCAUCAAUAAUGGGUUCAAUGUAACUGGACUGGAAGGUCUACCUGGCUUGAAGGUCAAGGUUGAGACCAAUGCGCAACCGGGUUAUACGAUGACGUACGUCGGUUCUGGUGGUGUCAACGAAUUUUCGUAUUACAACGUUACAUACACAAUGCCUAAGAGGUUCACUGGGGAACCAUUUGUUACCCUCCAGGUAGUUUGA
Molecule: messenger RNA, 1632 nt
Organism: Penicillium concentricum
Lineage: Eukaryota; Fungi; Ascomycota; Eurotiomycetes; Eurotiales; Aspergillaceae
Exons: 2
Coding region: 1-1632 (543 amino acids)
Source: RefSeq, a predicted model, not a curated record